This is a messenger RNA of Echinops telfairi (small Madagascar hedgehog), 884 nucleotides long. Its product is annotated as myosin regulatory light chain 12B. The transcript has 4 exons. Gene Ontology annotation, molecular function: calcium ion binding. Gene Ontology annotation, cellular component: cytoplasm; myofibril; stress fiber. Lineage: Eukaryota; Metazoa; Chordata; Mammalia; Afrosoricida; Tenrecidae. The coding region runs from base 121 to 639 and encodes 172 amino acids. The record is from RefSeq and is a predicted model, not a curated record.
CGAGGCAGGAAGUGCCCGGCGCCCGCUGUCGCGCCCGCACCCAACCCGCCACCGUCGCUGCUCGCUCCGCUCCGGGCGUCCCCAUCUCGUGUCUGGCACUGAACUACCCAAACAGCCGCUAUGUCGAGCAAAAGGGCAAAGACCAAGACCACCAAGAAGCGCCCUCAGCGCGCAACAUCCAAUGUGUUUGCCAUGUUUGACCAGUCACAGAUUCAGGAGUUCAAAGAGGCCUUCAACAUGAUCGACCAGAAUCGAGAUGGCUUCAUCGACAAGGAGGAUCUGCAUGAUAUGCUUGCCUCCCUGGGGAAGAAUCCAACCGACGCGUACCUGGACGCCAUGAUGGACGAGGCUCCAGGCCCCAUCAAUUUCACCAUGUUCCUUACGAUGUUUGGGGAGAAGCUGAACGGCACAGAUCCGGAAGAUGUCAUCAGAAAUGCUUUUGCCUGCUUCGAUGAAGAAGCAACAGGCACCAUUCAGGAAGACUACCUGAGAGAGCUGCUGACGACCAUGGGAGAUCGCUUCACGGAUGAGGAAGUGGAUGAGCUGUACAGAGAAGCCCCCAUUGAUAAAAAGGGGAACUUCAAUUACAUUGAGUUCACGCGCAUCCUUAAGCACGGAGCGAAAGACAAGGAUGACUGAACGAACUUGCGCUCAAACCUUCCAUUUACCUGGUCUUCCUCUUCGAUUUCCACGACACCUUCCCCGGCACCCUGCUCUCAUAGAACCUGUUGCAUGCACUCAGCUCCACAGCUUUACCGGUUUGGGGAUGUAUUUAUUCCAGGCCUCUCUGCCACUUAGCACCUGUAUAUUGAGUCUGGGAGUGGGGACAAGAUUGUAAAUUGUAUUGAAAAAGAGAUUAUGAAUAAAAAUCAACAAACGUGAAA